Lathyrus oleraceus (garden pea) is the source of this 1935-nucleotide messenger RNA. RefSeq lists its product as uncharacterized. Lineage: Eukaryota; Viridiplantae; Streptophyta; Magnoliopsida; Fabales; Fabaceae. Bases 369 to 1565 code for a protein of 398 amino acids. The transcript has 3 exons. The record is from RefSeq and is a predicted model, not a curated record.
UAUUCUGCAGCGUCACUACGAGAGCUGCCCAGUUUCGUCCAUUCAUAGUUCUGUUCUUAUUUCUCAUUCGACAAGAAAAUCAUAUCCUCUUUUAUCAUCUUCCUCUAUGUCCCUUUCCAUUGUCCUGUCUUCUACCACCCCCAAGAAAUACAGUAAUAGUCCUUCCGUGACAAAAUAACCAUUGACAAAAUAAAUAACCAUUGGGUUUAACAUUUUUAUCUAUAAAAAACAUAAAAUAUUAAAUAAUAUUAACAAUGUCUUUUUCUCAAUGCUGUUUGUUUUGGUAGUAUUUGACUUCUCUUUCUCAGUUGUUUGUGGUUACUGUUUCGACUCCAACUAACACAAACUCGAGGUAACAGUAACUAACAAUGGACAAAAAACAAGGCUUCUUCUCCACACUCAAAGACGACUUAAUCAAAGGCCUGUUGCCGGCGAGCGGUGCUACUCCGAUUUCAACGUUACUCCGGCGGCGGAAGAAAGACCAUGUUCCUCCACUGGACUUGCUGUUUGCAGAAAGAUGCCUCUCAAGGCCACCGGUGGAAACAAUGUCGCCGUUGAAAGAGGGCCCCGAGGAAAGAGAAUGUAGCUUCUCUGUUUCCUCCUCUUCCGAUCUCAGGCUGCUGCUUGGUGUUCUUGGUGCUCCUCUGGCUCCUCUCCGUGUCAGCAUCACCGAGCCCUUUCCUCACCUUGCUAUCAAAGACAUUCCCAUUGAAACAUCUUCUGCUCACUACAUAUUGCAACAGUACAUAGCUGCUUCUGGGGGAUUGAAGCUUCAAGAUUCUAUUUACAAUGCUUAUGCAAUGGGAAAAGUGAGGAUGAUUGCUUCCGAGUUUGAGACGGCUAACAAGCUUGUGCGUACACGGAACCCCUCUAAAGCUGCACAAUCCGGUGGGUUUGUCCUGUGGCAGAUGAAGCCAGACAUGUGGUAUGUGGAGCUUUCUCUUGGUGGAAGCAAGGUUCAUGCAGGUUGCAAUGGGAAACUUGUGUGGCGCCACACACCGUGGCUUGGUCCUCAUUCGGCCAAAGGGCCACCUAGGCCUCUAAGACGCUCUCUUCAGGGUCUUGAUCCAAGAACAACUGCAAGCAUGUUUAUGAAUUCAAGAUGUGUUGGAGAGAAGAAGAUAAAUGGAGAGGACUGUUUCAUUCUCAAAAUAUGUUCCGAUCCAUCCACGUUAAAUUCCCGAAGCCAAGGUUCCACAGAGAUCAUUAGACAUGUUUUGCUAGGACACUUCAGUCAGAAAACAGGACUUCUUAUUCACUUGGAAGAUUCUCAUUUAACUCGUAUUCAGAACAACGGAGGCGAUGCUGUAUAUUGGGAGACAACAAUCAAUUCAUUUCUUGAUGAUUAUAGGCCUGUUGAAGGGAUAAUGAUUGCUCACUCGGGUCGUUCUCACGUAACACUUUUCAAGUUUGGAGAAACAGCAAUGAGCCACACAAAAACAAGGAUGGAAGAAGCAUGGAUAAUUGAAGAAGUGGCUUUCAAUGUCCCUGGCCUUUCUGUGGACUGUUUCAUUCCUCCAGCUGAGCUAAGAUUUGGUUCUGUGACUGAAACCUGCGAGGAGUGAUGCUGCAGCAGUGAAUGUGUAGCAAUGUUGAAAUUUCUGCAUUGGCCUCUGAAAACAUUUUAAUAGGGAGAAUCAUCAUCAUAUCCCCAAAAGUGAGUUCAAACAUUCCCUUUGGUGGAUGAUUUUGCACAGCAAGGUUUAUUUUAAACACUUGUUUUCAGUUUGGGAUUAGCUGAUCUUUACUGCACGGUAUCAUUAUUAGUCUUUCUGUGAAAAUAAUCAACUUGAAGAUCAAAUAUCACAUGAAUUAAUAUUUUUAGUAAAGUUAUUGAUGAUAUUAUUGAAGAAGUUGUUGUGAUAUAUAAUAAUUUUUUUGUCCCGCGAGGGAUAAAGAAUAUUUGGUAAUUUAGUAUCAUGUAUGAUGCAUGUA